GGGUAAUCUGGUGUGAAAAUAAGAAAAUGUGCCCGAUCUCUAUACCGACUCCGUCUGUGGCGACCGCUCAUUAAGAUAAAUUGAUUCAGUGUUUUUAUUGCAUGACUUUUUAUUUAUUCCAGCUUUUUAUAGAAGUGUAUGCUCCUAGUUCUGUAUUUGUACAUUUAAAAAAGUAUACCACAAAUAGUAAUAAUAAUAUUAUAAUUAGUAAUGCAACAUCAGAUGUUGCAGAAAGGUUGUGAGCGAUGGAAAACUGAAUAUAUGCAAGGCACAUUUCACAACACAUGACUCAACCUGAGCUUUGCAAAAUGGAACCAGAGUUUCCAAUAACAGCAGUGAAGCAAAAGUUCAGCGUUUCGAACCAGUCAUGUUGCAACCAGUUCAACCAUAGUCCUCUGAGUACAACACGUCAUGGCAAGAUGACAGACAUACACAUGAUCAAACUUCUUUUUUGGGGAAAUGAAAGUAGACUCUUGAUAAAGCGAGUUUCCUUCCUACUGAAGCUGCGCUCUUGUACUGAGUGUGUUGGUUUGUGAGUGUCCACUCAGACGUCUCUUCUUGACAGGACGGCCUCUCAAUCUGUGUGGAUGUAACGCAGCGUAGAUUUAAUUCUGUGCAGAUUAAAGAUAAUUCUGUUCCUACAUCUGAUUCAACCACUGACAGCUCUCUGCGGUCACUCCUCCAUCCACCAUGCCUUGUUUUGUGGCUACACUUGGACUCGUGCUACUUUGGAGACUUGUAAAUCUCUCUGUAGCCAAGGACACUUGUGACAUCUAUGAGGCAGUAGGACAGAGUCUCACGCUCCCUUUUGCCUUUGUCGGCCUGACGAACACGCACGUGCUGCGAUGGACUCACAACAAGACCAUCAUAUUUUACAGACAGAACGGAAGAGUGUCCGUGGGGAAGAAAGAGGACAUCUCUGCAGCAGGGGCUCUGCAGCUGAAGAACAUACAGUUUUCACAUGCAGGGGAUUAUCGGGCCGAUUUGCGGCAUCUGAACGGCACUUUGGACCUAACCUGGAGUGGACGUCUCUGUGUGAUGGACAAGGUCUUGAAACCCGAGCUGACUUACGUGUGUGAUAUCAAGUCCAAUGCGGUGAAACUCAACUGCUUUGUGGCCAAACCUCAGGGGUUGACAUUCUCCUGGACUCUGGAUGAAAAGACACUGACAAGUGAAACAAGACAAAUGUUGAGCGUAUCCCUGGCACAGCUGACAGGCCAGAGGAACUUCUCGUGUGGUGUGGCGAACAGAGUCAGCAAGGUCAGAAGUGACACCGUUCGUCCAGUUUGUAACAAACCGCUGACGUCCCCUGACUCUUCUCUGCUUUGUUUCAAACGCACCGCCGUUGUGGCAGUGUUGGCAGGAGGACUGGGUCUGAUUCUGCUUCUGCUCAUCCUCGUCAUCACCGUAUGUUGCUGCUUCAGAUACAAAAAAAUGUCCCCACAGUCCAAGGAAGGACACCGAGUCAAGAUGUUGUCUUUGAGCAAGCGAGUGUCAGUUUCCACCAGUGUAGACUAUGAGACCAUGAACCCCACUGAGACCUCUCUUCCUCCUUCCCCCAGUCCCUUACCGAAAACCUGUUACCAGAAUGUCUGUCCUCCUGAAUCUUCCAUUGGUAACAAGCCACUGGAGGUGAGCACAGGUGCUGUGAACAAAGACCCUUCACCAGUUCCGAAACCCAGGACAAGAAAAAUUGAAAUGUCCCUGGAACACAGUGUGGGUCAGUGAAAAACAAAAAUACAAAAAAAUAAAAAUACCAAAGCCAAAUCUCUCCAUUUUCCCCGGUUUAAAGACUUUGUUACUGUUAUUAUUAGAGACGUUCUUGUUGGUGGAAUUCUGGAGGAUGUUUUUCAACACAAUCUGCUUCUUUGCCAGGGCUAAAACCAAGAUCAUUUCAAAUGUGUUUUUCAUUUUAGUGAAUCUGUAACAAACUUUGAUAAUUUAUACAUGUUUCCAUCCAAGUUUGGUUAAAAAAGUGAUAUUUGCUGUCAGAGAGCUGCAAAACUAAUGCUCAACGAUGGACAAAGAUACAGAAAUAAAAGCUAGUGGAGGAGUUUGACAGAUGUUUUAGUUGUUAAAAUUUUUAUUAAAAUUAUACUCCAUUAUGAUAUUGUAAUAUAAGGUAUAAAGGAUGUCUUAUGUCCAGGAUUUUUUAAACAUUUAUCAAUGCCCAGAUUUAAAUGUCUUAUGUCUCUUUUACGAAUGAAGGAGGAAUAGUUACUAUUAGAGACUUUGCAGUGAAAAUGUUGAAUGACUGUACAGAAACUAAACUGUUUCUCUUGUAGCUGUGAUGUAACUUUCCCCUGUUUAUCAUUUAUAACCAGACAAUAAGACAAAUUAUAUGUAAAACCACACCAUUCUUUCACCAUUCAAUUAACAAGACUGGUGGGUGAAGAUGACAUAAAACACAAAUGUAUUAGACAGAAGGGACAAGUACAGGCUUGUCUCUUCUGUCUAAUAUUUUUAUCCUCUGAGUAUUAAUUCUGUACAUACAUCCAUACUGUGUGUUUACCUUGUUUCUACUAAAUGAAGUUGUUUAAAAUCUUUGGCUCUCUCUCCUCUGUGGAAGCAUCAUUAAAGCGGCUUAUCUGUGUCAAA
This is a messenger RNA of Cynoglossus semilaevis (tongue sole), 2598 nucleotides long. RefSeq lists its product as uncharacterized. NCBI's taxonomy places the organism in Eukaryota, Metazoa, Chordata, Actinopteri, Pleuronectiformes, Cynoglossidae. The transcript has a single exon. Gene Ontology annotation, cellular component: membrane; cell-cell junction. The coding region runs from base 691 to 1728 and encodes 345 amino acids. The record is from RefSeq and is a predicted model, not a curated record.